Messenger RNA from Nematocida minor, 1515 nucleotides. Its product is annotated as T-complex protein 1 subunit delta. The record is from RefSeq and is a predicted model, not a curated record. Gene Ontology annotation, biological process: protein folding. Lineage: Eukaryota; Fungi; Microsporidia. Bases 1 to 1515 code for a protein of 504 amino acids. The transcript has a single exon. Gene Ontology annotation, cellular component: chaperonin-containing T-complex. Gene Ontology annotation, molecular function: ATP-dependent protein folding chaperone; ATP binding.
AUGAAAGAACAAGGAAGUAGAGCAGAAGAAGUAAAAAAACGAGUAGCCUUGGUGAUACAGUCUAUCCGAUCGACCAUGGGAACAAGCUUGGGCCCCAAGGGAAUGGACAAGAUGAUAACACAGGGCACGAACACCACGAUAACAAACGACGGAAGUACGAUCCUGAAAACAAUGAAAAUGAAGCAUCCUAUUGCACAGCUGAUAUGCAAUAUAUCGCACUCUCAGGACGAACAGAGCGGAGACGGAACGACAAGCAUUACGCUGCUUUUGUGCUCUUUUGUGGAGCAGGCUUUGGAGCUCACACAGAGAAAGAUCCAUCCAGUGAUCAUUGCUGAGGCUAUGGAAGUAGCAAAGAACGUGUGCAAAGACGUUCUAAUGGCCAAUGCGUCAAAGAUUGAGGGGCACGGGGACGUGAGAGACUGCAUUCGCGUGUCGCUCAACUCGAAAAUAGUCAAUGCAUACAUCGAGAAAAUAACGGAAGUAACGAUGAAGGUGAUAGAGCACAGCACAGACAAGAAGACACAGGACCUCAAGCUGAGCAACGUGCGAAGAGUGAAAAUAAAGGGAAACAUGGAAGAGACAGAAAUGGUCUCUGGAAUAGUGCUCUCUGCUCCUCUGAAGAAAAACAUCAAGUUUGUUCCGCGGAAAAUGAAAGUGGCUAUUUUCCAGUGCACAAUCGGGCAGUCAAAGCCGUCGAUAGACUCGAAGAUAAAGAUAGGCAACUACGAGUCGGUGGAGCAGGUGAUCAGGGAAGAAAAAGCACACGUGCUUUCUCUGUGCAAGAAAAUAAAAGAAAAAGAGAUAGACUUAAUAAUCCUGCAAAAAAGCAUCAUAAGAGAGUCGCUUUCUGAGCUGGGCCUGCACUUCCUGGAGCGAAUGGGCAUCAUGAUUGUGGAUGAUGUGGAGAGGAAAGAGAUCGAGCUGUGCGUGGAGCAGAUGGGAAUUACGCCAGUGGUGGACAUAAACGAAAUACAAGAAAGCAUGAUUGGGGAGUACCACGUUGAAGAGCUUGAGGGGCAUGUAAAAAUAUCUGCAGGAGAAGGCGUGUGCACUGUUGUGCUGCGAGGAACAGACGAUGUUAUUUUGGAAGAGGUGGACAGAAGCUUCAACGAUGCUGUGAAUGUUGGAAGACUCGCAGUGAAGAGGCCCCUAAUAACGUACGGUGGAGGAGUCUCAGAGCUCUUGUGCUACACUGAGCUCGUGAAGUACAGCGGAUCGAGCAACCCAAAGAUAAACUACUGUGUGAGAGAGCUUGCAAAGGGCCUUUUGAUAAUACCCGAGAUGCUUGCAAUCAACGCAGGCGCAAACUCCAUAACAACGGUUGAAAACUUGAUAAAGCUGCACAGCCAGGAGAAAAAGACGUAUGGUGUAUCUAUAAAGGCUGUAGGAGAAGGAAACAUGAAAAAAGAGAAUGUAGUGCAGCCUGUGGAUGUUUCCAUUUCAGGCAUCUCAGGGGCCUUUGACGGAGCCUCAACAAUCAUCAGGAUAGACGACUUUAUACCCGCAUCCAAAUAA